Messenger RNA from Panicum virgatum (switchgrass), 3189 nucleotides. RefSeq names its product pentatricopeptide repeat-containing protein At2g27610-like. NCBI's taxonomy places the organism in Eukaryota, Viridiplantae, Streptophyta, Magnoliopsida, Poales, Poaceae. Gene Ontology annotation, biological process: RNA modification. Gene Ontology annotation, molecular function: zinc ion binding; protein binding; RNA binding. Bases 214 to 2844 code for a protein of 876 amino acids. The transcript is spliced from 2 exons. The record is from RefSeq and is a predicted model, not a curated record.
UCCACCCUGACAUUCGCCGCCGGCCGGCCGCCGCAUCUGCCCCCUGCCGUGACCUCGUCGUCCGGGUGCACAUGCACGGAGCCUCCAGUGCGUCCAGUCACGUCGUGCCGUCGCACACCGUAUACCACCUGAGCUGAGACGAACCAAACUCUUCUCCAUCUCCGGGCCAUCUGCUCACAUACAUGAUCCGUCCUUAGUGAAGCUGAGAGAAGCAUGAAGCCACGAACUCCUCUCCCAUUUCUCCGCGGGAAGAACGCAGCGACCUUCACACGGAAACAGUCUACGAAGCCGCUAGCCACGUCCGCCUGCUCCGGCCUGCCGGGUGACAUCGUCAAUCUCCGCGACGCUCCCGGUGCCCGCAAGGCGUUCGACGAAAUUUCCAGCCGGGAUGCAGUGGCGGGCUCCGACCGCGCCCUCUUUGACUACGCCCGGCGGGGGCUUGCCCGCCAGGCGCUGGGCCACUUCGUGGAUGUGCACCGGCGCCACGGUGGACGCGUUGGAGCCGCCGCGCUGUCGUGCGUCCUUAAGGUAUGCAGUUCAGUGCCAGAUAGAGCUCUCGGUCUCGGGGAACAGCUGCACGGCCUGUGCGUGAAGUGCGGCCAUGAUCUCGGCGACGUCAGCGUGGGCACAUCGCUUGUUGACAUGUACAUGAAGUGCCGCUGCGUCGAGGAUGGGAGUAAGGUGUUCGAGGGGAUUCCCGAGAGCGAGAGGAACGUCGUCACGUGGACGUCGUUGCUCAAUGGGUACAUGCAAGCCGGGGCGCAUUUGGAUGUCAUGGCGCUCUUCUUCAGGAUGCGCGCAGAAGGGGUCUGGCCCAAUCAGUUCACAUUUGCUAGUGUUUUCUCUGUGGUGGCCAGCCAGGGAGCCGUUGAUAUCGGGAGGUGCGUGCAUGCUCAAUCAAUUAAGUUUGGUUGCUGCUCAACUGUCUUUAUAUGCAACUCGUUGAUGAACAUGUACGCAAAGUGUGGACUGAUUGAACAAGCCAAGGCCCUGUUUUGCGGGAUGGAGAUUAGGGACGUGGUGUCGUGGAACAUAUUGAUGGCUGGCCUUUUGUUGAACAAGCGUGAACUGGAAGCGCUGCAGCUGUUCCUUGAUUCACGAUCUAGUAUUGCCAAGCUUACACACGCGACGUACUCAACUGUGAUCAAAUUAUGUGCAAAUCUCAAACAGCUUAGCUUGGCACAACAACACCACAGCAGUGUUCUGAAACGUGGAUUUCAUUCGUAUGGCAAUGUAUUGACAGCCCUCAUGGAUGCCUAUAGCAAAUGUGGUGAAUUGGAUAAUGCUUUAAGCAUAUUCUCGUCGAUGCCAGAAUCUAAAAAUGUUGUUUCAUGGACUGCUAUGAUCUAUGGGUGCAUUCAGAAUGGUGAUAUACCUCUUGCAGCUGCUCAUUUUAGCAGAAUGAGAGAAGAUGGUGUUGCUCCAAAUGAGUUCACCUACUCGACAAUGCUGACAGCAUCAGUGGCCAGCUUGCCUCCCCAAAUUCAUGCUCAGGUGAUAAAGACAAACUAUCAGAGUUCGACAACUGUUGGAACUGCACUUCUGCACUCUUACUCGAAACUUUGCAGCACUGAAGAAGCCCUUUCUAUAUUCGAAAUGAUUGACCAGAAGGAUGUUGUUACAUGGUCUGCAAUGUUGACUUGCUAUGCCCGAGCUGGUGAUUGCGAUGGUGCCACAAAUGUAUUCAUCAAGAUGUCCAUGCAUGGUGUGAAGCCAAAUGAGUUCACAAUCUCUAGUGCCAUUGACGCUUGUGCUAGUCCUACUGCCGGUGUUGACCUGGGUAGACAGUUCCAUGCUAUUUCAAUAAAACACAGAUGCCAGGAUGCAAUCUGUGUCAGCAGCGCACUUAUCAGCAUGUAUGCAAGGAAAGGGAGCAUCGAGAGUGCUCAGAGUGUCUUUGAGAGGCAAAGAGAUAGAGAUUUAGUGUCAUGGAACUCAAUGAUAUCAGGGUAUGCACAUCAUGGUUACAGCCAAAAAGCCCUUGAUAUAUUUCGGCAGAUGGAAGUUGAGGGCAUUGAGAUGGAUGGUGUCACAUUCCUUGCAGUGAUCAUGGGAUGCGCUCAUGCUGGUCUUAUCGAAGAAGGCCGGCAACACUUUGACUCGAUGAUCAGGGACUACGAGAUUACUCCAACCAUGGAUCAUUACACGUGCAUGGUGGAUCUCUAUAGCCGUGCUGGCAAGCUGGAUGAAACAAUGAACCUCAUAGAAGGCAUGCCAUUCCCAGCAGGUCCAAUGCUAUGGCGGACAUUGCUAAGUGCUUGUAGAGUUCACAAGAAUGUUGAGCUUGGAAAGUUGGCUGCAGAGAAGCUGCUGUCAUUUGAACCUCUUGACUCAGCUACAUAUGUGCUUCUCUCCAACAUUUAUUCAGCUGCCGGGAAGUGGAAAGAGAAGGAUGUAGUGAGGAAACUCAUGGACACUAGAAAGGUGAAGAAAGAAGCUGGGUUCAGCUGGAUUCAGAUCAAGAACAAAGUUCAUUCCUUUAUAGCUUCAGACAAGUCACAUCCUUUAUCAGAACAGAUAUAUGCAAAGCUCAAGGCAAUAACAGCUAGGUUGAAGAAAGAAGGCUAUUGUCCUGACACAAGCUUUGUGCUUCAUGAAAUGGCCGAAGAGCAGAAAGAAGCCAUAUUGGCUAUGCACAGUGAGCGGCUAGCCCUUGCCUUUGGCUUGAUAGCUACCCCACCAGGGACACCCCUUCAAAUUGUCAAAAACCUGCGGGUGUGUGGGGACUGCCACACGGUGAUGAAAAUGAUCUCCAUAAUUGAGGAUAGGAAGAUUGUAAUGCGAGAUUGCAGCAGGUUCCACCACUUCAGUUCAGGGAUCUGCUCCUGUGGCGAUUUCUGGUAAAUGGACUCAGAACAAAUUGGCUGUGGAUGCAAUACUCUGGUGAUAUUGCCCUUUGAACAUCACUGGUAAAUUGACUCUGGUUGUCAGAUUUCUACAAGCCUAGAAAUAAUGUUUUUGAGGCUUGUAGAGGCAUAAAGCAGGAAUAUCAGUGCUGGGGUUUGUUGGAACUGUUACUCAUGCAGAUGUGGUUCAACAGGCGAUUGGAUGAGGAGAAUGCCAAGGCUAUGUCACUGUUUGAGGGUGUUGUUCAGCGAAAUGACGAAAUUGAAGAUGAUGGAAAAAAAAGUUGAGAACUUGAUCCGGGGAAUCUUAGCUGGAAAUAUUUUUGAUCUAGGAUCUGCACAG